GAAAUCCUAACGUCAUAAGACUGUAAGUUUCGCUUUCCUGACAGUUUGAUAUAAUAAGAUCUACAUCGUAUUCAGAUAGCCAUGCAGCGCACAGACGCCUCACGCACUUUCACACAGCAAGUGAAGACUUAAUAUUGUUAAAGUUAGUGGCAUAACCAUUGUGUCACCAUGGGAGUCAGAGGACUGAAGACCUACAUUGAAAGCAGGAACAAAAAUGAUUUAAGGAGCUGGGCUUUUAACGACAAGAAACUUAUAAUUGAUGGAUGUAAUUUAUACUACACCCUGUACUUUGACUAUAAGUUGGAUCAGAUGCAUGGAGGAGACUAUGACGCCUUUGAGGAGUUGAUCACAGAAUUCUUUAAGAACCUCACAGCCUGCGACAUUCACCCUUAUGUUGUACUUGAUGGCGCAGCUGACCACACGGACAAAAAAUGGGAAACUAUUAGGCAACGAAAACAGGACAAAAUAAAUGCAGCCUUGGCCGUGUCUGAGGGGAAGAAAGAAAAGGUCCUUCCUAUUCUCAUUGGUAAUGUUUUCAGACAGCUUCUUCAUAAGCUCAAGAUACCGCUGGUUCAGUGCAUUGAAGAAGCUGACUGGGAAAUUGCUGCUUUGGCUGAAGAGUGGAACUGUCCAGUUUUGUCCAAUGACAGUGACUUCUAUAUAUUCAACCUCAAGGCGGGAUUCCUGCCAAUCACACAUUUCCAGUGGGAAACCGUGAAACAGGACAGACGGACAAACAAAAAAUUCAUCCAAGUCAAACACUUUACAGUGAGAAAAUUCUGUGCAUCUUUCAAAAUGAACACAAACCUUCUACCAGUUUUUGCUUCUAUCUUAGGCAAUGAUUAUGUGAAGCUGCAAAAUAUCAGAUGUAUGAAUUGGGCAGAGCACUCAGUUACGGACAAACCGCAUCCCCACAUAGAUGGCUUGCUUAACUGGUUAUCCCAGUUUCCAGGGCCAGAAGUGGCUGUAAGUGCUUUGUUGAAAACAAUGUCCGACAAUGAAAAAGCCAUCACCAAAGAAGCACUAUCCAAGGGAAUCCAAGAGUACAAGCUCUUCCCUGGCUCUCUUGCCAAGUUCUUCCAAUUAAAGAUGAUUCCACCAACAACUUGUAAAGGACGUCUGCAAGUUCUACCUCAACGCACCUUGAUGCUCCUACUUGAGGGAAAGAUGAGCUCCUCCAUUAUCGAUGCAGUAAUGAAUCAGAGGGUUUUAAUGACAUCUCAAGUUGAAGAUUUCCAACUCCCCUGUAGCAGUGAAAUCUCUCGCCCCAUACGCCAGGUGAUUUACGGGUUACUUUUGUUGGGAGAACAAAGAUCUACUGGCACAAGUAAGUGUUAUGUGGAGGAAUACUUCAGACAGCAAACAAAACUAAGCAGUCAGAAAGUUGAAGGCUUACAGACCAUGGAUGGACUUCAGCUAAAAACUUUAUUGGAGGAACCACUCAGUGUGCGACUUCAGGUGCUCCUGGACACUUUAGGUGUGUCGUCUGAGAUGUUAAGAGGGAUCCAACCUGAUCUACAUCUGCAAAUAUUUGUGACACGUUACUGGCUAGUAAACGCACAGCCUCAGCCGUCCCAAAUGCAUCUUUGGGGGCUGCUGCUGGGAAUGGUCUAUGGAAAGUUCAGCAGUACACUUAAAGGACAAAGAGACAUGCCGUUGGGACCUAAGAAACUACAAACUGCUGGAAGAAGGAUUGAUCUGGAGCAUGAAACGGCUCAUCUAUACAGCCAGUGGCAGUCCUGCCUGAAGUGGAGUCUCAGUCUCAAUAGUUUACUGUGUUUUCCGGUGUCUGAACCAGAGAUUGCAAGUUUGUACUCUGGAAUAUGGCUGCACCAAGUCGUCCGUGAGCUCAGAAGAGGCAGGCCUCUGGACAGUCUGCUGGAGAGGGGUUCGAGCGCAGAGCGGCUCUUCAAACAGCUAAAGGACGUAGUUGAAAGCUUGGUUGGUGAAAACUUCAUCAAGAAAAUGAGAACCGGGCUCGAGCAAAGAACUGUUGGGAACACACACAGAGACUACAAUGGCCAUAAUCAGCCUAUAGAUGAACUGAGCAGUUACUUUGAACAUCUGAUGUAUGAGUAUGACUAUGAAGAUGAUGAUGAUCUUAAUGAGAAUUUAAGGAAAAGUAAAGCCAAGUAUCAUCCUGACAUUUCCUGCACCAUCCGUACCAGACACAAGUCUAAAGCUCGCAAUGCUAAUCAUCCCUCAAAAAAAAUAUGAAAGGAGUUGCUUUGAUUAGACCUUAAAGGACUUUGCAAAUGUUUGCAAGAAUACACUUAUAUUGGAAAUGAGAUAAGACAUGCCAGGAAACCAGAAUAUGACAGCUUGUCUACUGUAUACCACAAUCACAUUAUUUAUUGAUUUAAGCUAAAAAUCAUUUUAUGAUAUUUGCAUUAAGGU
This is a messenger RNA of Carassius gibelio (silver crucian carp), 2397 nucleotides long. RefSeq names its product protein asteroid homolog 1-like. Gene Ontology annotation, molecular function: nuclease activity. The coding region runs from base 169 to 2217 and encodes 682 amino acids. The transcript has 5 exons. The record is from RefSeq and is a predicted model, not a curated record. NCBI's taxonomy places the organism in Eukaryota, Metazoa, Chordata, Actinopteri, Cypriniformes, Cyprinidae.